AUGGUCAGCUCCUGUUGUGGCUCUGUCUGCUCUGACCAGGGCUGUGGCCUGGAGAACUGCUGCAGCCCCAGCUGCUGCCAGACCACCUGCUGCAGGCCCCAGUGCUGCCAGUCUGUGUGCUGCCAGCCCACCUGCUGCCGCCGCUGCUGUCAGACCACCUGCUGCAGGACCACCUGCUGCCGCCCCAACUGCUGUGUGUCCAGCUGCUGCAGACCCCAGUGCUGCCAGUCUGUGUGCUGCCAGCCCACCUGCUGCCGCCCCAGCUGCUGUCAGACCACCUGCUGCAGGACCACCUGCUGCCGCCCCAGCUGCUGUGUGUCCAGCUGCUGCAGGCCCCAGUGCUGCCAGUUUGUAUGCUGCCAGCCCACCUGCUGCCGCCCCAGCUGCUGCCAGACCACCUGCUGCCGCCCCAGCUGCUGUGUGUCCAGCUGCUGCAGACCCCAGUGCUGCCAGUCUGUAUGCUGCCAGCCCACCUGCUGCCAGACCACCUGCUGCAGGACCAACUGCUACCGCCCCAGCUGCUGUGUGUCCACCUACUGCCGCCCAACCUGCUCUAGUGGCUCUUGCUGCUGA
Nomascus leucogenys (northern white-cheeked gibbon) is the source of this 573-nucleotide messenger RNA. Its product is annotated as keratin associated protein 4-2. Lineage: Eukaryota; Metazoa; Chordata; Mammalia; Primates; Hylobatidae. The record is from RefSeq and is a predicted model, not a curated record. Gene Ontology annotation, cellular component: keratin filament.